AUGUCUAGUGUUGCUGUUGUUCCUAAGUCUAGCCUGGCAUUCUUGAAAAAGGACAAACCCUUAAAGGCAAAGCAGAAUAGCAAGCAAAAAGAAGAUCUUGCAAUUAAAGAGAAGAGGAACAUAAGAGGCGAGGAUAGCGAAGCAUCUGACACAGAGCUACGCAUUAAAUCCAAAGGAAAAGGGAAAGCCAGAGCAAAAGCGGGAGAGGGCGUUGAAGAAGUGGACAGCGACGCACUGCCCGCGGAGGAAGAAAGUGAUGCAGCGGUGAGCGAGAGUGAAUUGUCUUCUCACAUCGAAUCUGAAAGCGAUGAGGGCGCCGAUGAAGAAAGCAGAAGCGCAAGGAGAGAGAAAAAGGCUGAAGAAAAACAUGCCCGCAGGAAAGCACGAGGGAAGGAGUAUAAUGACCAGAGAGAUGCCGCAGACAAGAGAGAAGCGGCUAUCACAGCCAACGAAGGCUUUUCGAAUUAUAUGAGCCAACGAAUGAAGCGAACAGCGCCUGAGAAACGUCCUGUAACAGUUGAGAAAGAAUGGCGAGGCCUGUAUCCUUUGCUCAAAUUCCUGUGGGUCCCGGGCGGAAAGGCCACACUGUCAGAAACCCGGUUCGAGAUUUUUAAGCGUGCAAACGAAAACAUCGAGCGAUACUGUAACCAGAUCGUAAAUGUUGACGUAGAACACAACACUAGAGCUACUGCGCUUUAUCUAGUAAGGCUAGAGAAACUCGAGAAAGAGCUUGCUGGCCAGUCAGAAAGUACAAAGGUGCUUCGUAGAAAACGGCUGCAAACUAGUUGUGCUAAGGAGGCAGGGCAGCCAACAAAAGCAGAACUACUCAAGAAGUGGAAGUUUCCAACUGAGGAGCUAACAGGGCAAAUCUACUCCAUAGAGAAAGCACUAGCGGAACUCGACCUCCUGCCUUCUGAAGCAGCGUACAAUAAGAAGAUUGCAGAGUUUAAUCAGCAGCUCGCGGUGUCUUCUAGUUCCAGGAAAGCUGCCAAGAAAACUGCUAAGAAGAAUGCUAUUUUGGUAGACAAGAAGGCUGAACUUGAGAAGCAACUGGCAUCCCGGAAGAACAAGAAGAUGAAACUUUUCCAAACAGCCUUGAUAUUUCUCGACAACCUACAAGAGAAGGGGAUCCCACCAACCCAAGUUUUGAGCAAUCGCGCAGAGACUGUGUUCCAUGAUCUUGUUUCAAGUUCUCGCGAGAACCUGCAGCUUUACAACGCACUAAAAGAGGAAAUGGAGAGGCCAACGCUUGAGCAGCUUGACGAAUGGAACACAGCCAUUGAACCAAUGUGCAACUUUGUUUCCCGCAUGGAGAGAGAUGAUAUGGUAACAGAACAGUCUAUUGCAGAGGCGGGAGUCUUCUUCAGGGAUCUGGAUAAGAUCAAUCAGUCCAUCGCGGUUCUGGGAGAGAACGAUAACUCCUUGCCUAUGUCCAUACUGAAAGAAAUAUUUGAAAAGUAUCAGGACGGACAUCAACGGCAAGUGAAGGUCAGCAUCGCAAGGCUUAUGGACGAACUUCGUCGGCAAGAGGCAGCGGUAGGUGUAGUGCGCGCUAUAGAGCUCGGAGAGAUGCCAGCCCAUCAUCGUGUUCAACCAGAGAUUGAACCUCCAUCCAGUCCAGCCACGGCAAAUCCAAUUGCUAAGUCUACAGUAACUCCACCUACUGGAGCUACAGCAGUCGUUGCAAAUUCUAUUACUGGAACCUCACACAUUACCGGUACCAACUUGUCAGAAGAUGUGCUCCGGAAUCUUGACAUCACUUCGAUGACGUUAGGACCAAGUGUAACUGAGAUGUUUCAGUAUGAAGACGGCAUGACAGAGCAUGGGCCUCUAAUAGCAACGAGAGUAGGCAUAACAGAUAAUGCAAGGCUCAACCGUUACUUUGUCAACGCUGGCUUGGAUGCGCCAGACAUGGAGUACCUCAAAGUCCUGAAAGGAAGCGAUCUGGGACCAGGUGGCGCAGAGCAGCUGGCUGACCAGAAAGUGGUUAACUUUGACAUCAAGCAACGAAAGAAAGAUAUUAAAGGAGAUCACCCAAUCCGGAGCAUCGGCCCAGUCGUGGUGAUGCCUCGAGCAGAGGGCUACGUGCGCCGCGGAGUGAAAGAACGUCGUCAAGAUGCUUACAUCAAGGUGGUUUACAAGGAUGUACCUGAACCAGACAUGCUUUCCAGAACUGAGUUCACGCAACUCGUUGGGCAACGAUUUGGGGAAAAGCAAUUCUCAAAUCUAAUUGGGAUUUACGAGAAGAGGCAGCUGUACUUUGAGGCGUGCAAAGUCCAGAAAUUGCAUCCCAAGACUAAGCAGCCUCUAACGUCAGAUGAUCUUCAGCAAACACCCUGGCUCUUUCCGGAGAAUGAGCGAAAUAACUCCAACGUAGGCAAUAGUAGCAACAGUAUGGAUGCCGAAGAUAGCGAAGACGAUGAAGAUCCUCUUCAGGGCGUUGAAAUUGUUACAGGUGCUCUUCCUGCUGACAUGACAGAUCCAUUUAAGAAGCCUCGAGCGCAUCUUGUGGGGUCAUCACGGGCGUCUUCUUCUAGUCAACUGUAG
Molecule: messenger RNA, 2547 nt
Organism: Ascochyta rabiei
Lineage: Eukaryota; Fungi; Ascomycota; Dothideomycetes; Pleosporales; Didymellaceae
Exons: 1
Coding region: 1-2547 (848 amino acids)
Source: RefSeq, a predicted model, not a curated record